This is a messenger RNA of Acanthisitta chloris (rifleman), 362 nucleotides long. RefSeq lists its product as uncharacterized. Bases 15 to 362 code for a protein of 115 amino acids. NCBI's taxonomy places the organism in Eukaryota, Metazoa, Chordata, Aves, Passeriformes, Acanthisittidae. Gene Ontology annotation, cellular component: cytoplasm. The transcript is spliced from 2 exons. Gene Ontology annotation, biological process: regulation of mast cell degranulation. The record is from RefSeq and is a predicted model, not a curated record.
ACCAGGUCAAGAAGAUGAAGCCUAAUAAAGGGAAGACUUGCACUAGGGAGAGAGACUUUGUGUAUGAAUUCACUGCUGGAAAUCAGCAUUUAGUGCUCACUGUGCCUCUCAAAUUCCCUGUGCAAGAGAAUAUCAGCCACUUGCAUGGACGUCUGAUGGUCCUGCACAACCUGCCAUGCUUCAUAGAAAAUGACCUGAAGCAAUCUCUUAACAAGUUCAUAGAAGAGGAAACUAUCAAAGAUUAUGAUAGAGAAGCUGAAGUGGCUCUGGAAGCAGUGAAAUCAGGAAAAGUAGACAUCAACCAGCUGGCAGAUGCUUGGGCUAAAGCUUAUAAAGAGGUAAGAUUAAGACUGGAAAGUUAA